Messenger RNA from Triticum turgidum subsp. durum (durum wheat), 1395 nucleotides. The record is from the annotation of a GenBank genome assembly. Lineage: Eukaryota; Viridiplantae; Streptophyta; Magnoliopsida; Poales; Poaceae.
AUGAGGGCGGCGGCGCGGCCCAAGAUCGGCGACAGGGCGACGAGCGACGUGGUGGUGCGGCUGCGGACGCCGGACUCGGGCCGGGACGAGUGGCUCUACUGCCACUCCGGCGUGCUCGCCGCCGGGAGCGCCUACUUCGCCGACCGCCUCUCCGACGCCUGGCCGACGUGCCAGAUCCUCGACUCGCGCUACUGCGUCGAGGUCCACUGCCGCGACGCCGACCUCAGCUCCCACGUCACCGCGCUCCGCCUCCUCUACGCCGCCGACCCCGUCUCCCGCUUCGGCGUCCGCGGCGCGCUCGCCCUGCUCGAGGCCGCCGCGCACCUUGGCUGCGCCCGCACCGCCGCCGACUGCGCCGACUACCUCGAGUCCGCCCCCUGGGACGAGGCCGACGAGGAGGAGAUCCUCGCCGCCGCCCCGCGCCUCGGCGCCCACCGCGCCCGCGUCCUCGCGCGCCUCCGCCCCGCCGAUCCGGGCCCCGCCACCGCCAUCUUCCUCUCCGCGUUCCGCCACGCGACGGCCGCGCCGUCGGCCGCCUCGCGGGAGCUCAAGUCCGCCGCCCAGGAGCAGCUGGAGUACAUGCUCACCGAGGACGACGACGCGCCGCUGCUCACCUUCGACGCCGGCAGCAGCGACGCCGUCAAGUCUCAGGUGAAGGGCUGCGUCACGGGCCUACUGAACAGGUUCAGCGAUUUCACGGGCUCCGCACUGACGAAACAGACGGAGGCCCCUUGCUCCGGCGAGCUUCAGCAGGCGCUGCACUCCUUCGUCUCCGACAUCGCCUGGGUCUGCCAGGUCCUGGGCAAGCUGGAGAUGAUGAAGUGCCUCGCAGCCUACUGGGUGGAAGCGUCGUCCGCCGUCGUCGCAGCCGUCGAGGCGGCGGCGGCGGCGGAGUGCCACCCGGGGCCUGAAUGUCUGAAGACCAGGCUGAAGGUCGUGGAGAUAUCUGCAAAGGUCCUGGAGGCCGUCGCGUUCGGCAACGUCGUGCUCCCGGCGGAGAAGCGGCGCCACGCCGUGAGCGUCUGGAUCGCCUUCGCCGGGACAACGAGGCAUCUGGUGGAUGAAGCUGACCGUGGCAGCAACGACGACGGCGACGACGACGGCGGUAAUAAUGGUGAUGGAGGCACUGAAGCCGAAGCUGCAUCAGCAUCAGCAGCAGCAGCAGCAGCAAAGGUCGGCCUGGACGGCGAGGUGUGGCAGGGGCUGGAGUCGGCGAUCACCUCGAUCGUGACGACGCUGCCGUCGAACGCCCAGGCCGAGGUGCUGUCGGAGUGGCUUCAGUCGGAGCACGCCGCGUUCCCGGACCUGUCGGAGGCGUUCGACGCCUGGUGCUACAGGUCCAAGGUCGCGCGGAGGAGGCUGUCUUUCCUGAACAGCGCCAAUGCGGCGUCCUGA